AUGACACCACUGAUGCUUGCAGCACAGAAUGCUCAUAAACAAGUGUUUGACUUUCUCGUGGGGCAAGGAGCCAGUAUGUCAAUCAUGAGUAGAGCUGAGAUGAGCAUCCUUCAUGUGGCAUGUGAAGGGAGAAAUAUUCCAAUAGUGAAGUAUGUCCUCGAACAGAACGUGACAGACAUCAACAGUAGAAGACGGGACGGGUCGACGGCAGCCAUGUUAGCAGUUUUAAGGGGACACGGAGACGUAUUUAACUUGCUGCUGAGUAAAGGUGCUGAUCUAACACUAUUUGAUGACAAGGGGUCUACUUUUGUGGAUCAGGCCAUUCGGGGAGGAAAUACUGAGAUAGUAGAGUAUGUAUUGAAACAGAACAGUGUGGACAUAAACAGGAAACACUGCGGGCUGACACCUGUCAUGCUUGCAGUACUUAACGGGAAACUAGACGUGUUUAAUUUCUUAGUGCAAAAAGGCGCUGAUCUGCCAAUAAUGCAUGCUGAUCAUGAGACAAUCCUUCACAUGGCAUGUAAAGGGGGAAAUAUUGAGAUAGUGAAAUAUGCUCUCGAACAGAACACUGAUGCAAUGAGCAGCAACGGCAUGGAUGGCCAUACACCAGCAGUGAUAGCAGCAAAGAUGGGUCGCAGAGUCAUAUUCGAUUUACUUGUAAAGAAAGGAGCUAAUCUGACUAUGAAGGAAAAAAACAACAAUAUCCUUCUUAUGGCGUGUAAAGGAGGAAAUGUGGAUAUAGUAAAGUAUGUCCUCAAACAAAAUAUUGUAGACAUCAACAGCAAAAACGAAAGAGAAUUGACACCAGCAAUGAUGGCAGCACGUUGGGGACAUAAAGAAGUGUUUGACUUACUUAUCAGUAAAGGAGCAGAUAUAACUCAUGUGAGUGAAGAAGAUGAAAACAUCCUUCAUUUGGCGUGUUAUGGCGGAAAUGUGGAUAUAGUGAAGUAUGUCCUCAAACAAAACAUUGUAGACAUCAACAGCAUAGAAGAAGAAGAAAUGACAUCAGCAAUGAUAGCAACAUAUAAGGGACAAAGAGACGUAUUUUAUUUACUUGUGAGAGGAGGCGCGGAUCUGACACAUCAGGAUGAGGAUAAUUUCAACGUCCUUCAUGUGGCCUGCACUAACAAACAAACUGAAAUAGCGAAGUAUUUGAUCACAAACACAACUGUGGACAUCAACAGUGUAAACAAUCGCGGCAAGACACCUGUGAUGCUGGCGGCACUCAAUGGACUUGGAGAGGUGUUUGACUUGCUGGUAAGUAAAGGUGCUGAUCUAACAAGCGUAACUGCACUUCAGGAGAACAUUCUUCAUCUGGCUUGUGAUGGAUUAAACGUGGAGAUGGUGAAGUAUAUUCUCACACAGAAUAUUGUGGAUGACAUCAAUUCAAGAGAAUGGCUUGGGAAGACUCCACUAAUGAAUGCAGCAGAAAGGGAAAAUAAAGAAGCAUUUGAUUUACUUGUGCAGAAGGGAGCGAAUCUGACAUUAGUAGAUAACCAUGACAACAACAUUCUUCAUUUUGCCUCGAAGGGUGGAAAUUUGGAUAUAGUCGAGUAUAUUCUCGCACAGAAUAUUGUAGACAUUAACAGCAGAGAAAAAUAUGGACGGACGGCAGUAAUGAAGGCGGCCUCGACGGGGAAGAGAAACGUGUUUCACUUCCUUGUGACGAAAGGAGCAAAUCUGUCGUCCGUUGAUACAAAUGGCGACACCAUCCUACACUUUGCCUGUGAAUCCAGAAAUAUAAAUAUUGUGAAAUAUAUCCUUUCACAUGUCACUAUAGCUACUGCCGACAAAGAAAAGGUAAUUCUGGCCAAUAAGGGUGAAAGUGGUAGCUGUGCAGUGAAUGAACUUUUACUGCAAUAUUGA
This is a messenger RNA of Haliotis rufescens (red abalone), 1866 nucleotides long. RefSeq names its product ankyrin repeat and KH domain-containing protein 1-like. The record is from RefSeq and is a predicted model, not a curated record. Lineage: Eukaryota; Metazoa; Mollusca; Gastropoda; Lepetellida; Haliotidae. Gene Ontology annotation, molecular function: protein binding. The coding region runs from base 1 to 1866 and encodes 621 amino acids. The transcript has a single exon.